This is a messenger RNA of Centropristis striata (black sea bass), 3082 nucleotides long. RefSeq names its product procollagen-lysine, 2-oxoglutarate 5-dioxygenase 2 (gene plod2). Gene Ontology annotation, cellular component: endoplasmic reticulum. The transcript has 20 exons. The record is from RefSeq and is a predicted model, not a curated record. Gene Ontology annotation, biological process: peptidyl-lysine hydroxylation. Gene Ontology annotation, molecular function: procollagen-lysine 5-dioxygenase activity; L-ascorbic acid binding; iron ion binding. The coding region runs from base 357 to 2630 and encodes 757 amino acids. Lineage: Eukaryota; Metazoa; Chordata; Actinopteri; Perciformes; Serranidae.
ACAGGGGUGAACACCGUUAUCUUUCCUCCACUGCCUCCCUCCGUGGGCUGUAACUCCACCAGGAUCCCAAGUGGCUGCAGUUGCAAUUAAGGAACCACGCCUGUUGCUCUCUAAUUUCCCUGAAUUUGCAGUACUUAUACUAGCCUUCCCUGGAGCACAAAUUGUCUCCUCAGCUUGCUCGUCCUGAAAACUUCAUAUCCAUUGGAUGAUUUUUUCCCCAUUUAUUACUUUAUUAUCGCGAGAGCAUACAUUACGGUCCUUGCAGGGCUGAUUCUGACCACUGCUUUCGGGCUGGGAGGUAAUAGUCCAGACGGUCACCCGCAUUUUGUCCGGGGAGAAAACAAACAAUUACAGCAAUGGAGUACCUCAAGUUUUGUUUUUUUCUGUUUUCAUGCUGGGUGAAGUUUGCAAAUUGCGUGUACUCUACUGAAACACCUCAAGCUCCUGCGCCUAUUCCUAAAGAGAAAUUGCUCGUCUUAACUGUUGCAACAGAGGAGACAGAUGGCUUCCUCCGCUUUAUGCAGUCUGCAAACUAUUUCAAGUACACUGUGAAGGUGUUGGGAAUGGGAGACACAUGGAAGGGUGGUGAUGUGGGUCGUUCCAUCGGUGGAGGGCAAAAAGUCAGACUACUGAAGGAGGCCAUGGAGGCGGUGGCUGACCAGGAGGAUCUUGUUGUCCUUACCGUGGAUAGCUAUGAUCUUAUCUUUGCCGGGGGACCAGAAGAAAUUCUCAGGAAGUUCCAGCAAGCCAAUCACAAAGUGCUUUUUGCCGCAGAGGGACUGAUAUGGCCAGAUAAGCGGCUAGCUGAUAAGUACCCCUCAGUCCGCAGUGGCAAGCGCUACCUCAACUCUGGAGGUAUAAUUGGCUACGCCCCAUACAUGAACAGACUUGUUUCACAGUGGAACCUCCAUGACAACGAUGAUGACCAGCUUUUCUACACCAAAAUCUACGUGGAUCCUUUACAGCGACAAACUCUUAAUAUGACUUUGGACCACAAGUGUCAGAUUUUCCAGAACCUUAAUGGCGCUGUUGAUGAGGUGCUCCUCAAGUUUGGAACGGACCGCGUAAGAGUUAGAAACACAGUGUACGACUCCCUGCCAGUGGUCGUCCAUGGCAACGGAAACACCAAAAUGUACUUGAACUACUUAGCCAACUAUGUCCCCAAUACAUGGAACUAUGAAAAUGGCUGUAGCAACUGUGAUGAUGAUAUGUUGGACCUGACCCAGCUAAAAGAGUAUCCGAAUGUGUUGGUUGGAGUUUUCAUUGAGCAGCCAACUCCAUUUCUUCCUGAGUUCUUCCAGCGACUUCUGACCCUGGACUAUCCCAAAGAUAAACUCAAAGUUUUUGUCCAUAAUAAUGAGGUUUACCACGAGAAGCACAUCCAGAAGUUCUGGGAAGAAAACAGGAACGUUUUCAACAGUUUCAAAGUUGUGGGGCCAGAAGAAAAUCUGAGCCAAGGAGAGGCCAGGAACAUGGGCAUGGAUCUUUGCCGAAAGGAUUCCACAUGCGACUACUACUACAGCAUUGACUCAGAUGUGAUGCUCACCAACAGACAGACACUGAAGCUCCUCAUUGAGCAGAACAGAAAAAUAAUUGGUCCCCUUGUCACUCGUCACGGCAAGCUGUGGUCCAACUUCUGGGGAGCCUUGAGUCUGGAUGGUUAUUACGCUCGCUCUGAAGAUUAUAUCGACAUUGUGCAGAGAAAACGUGUGGGUGUGUGGAACAUUCCUUUCAUGGCACAUACAUACCUUGUCAAGGGCACUGCCUUGAGGAAUGAACUGAAAGAGAGGAACUACUUUGUGCUGGAGAAACUAGACCCUGAUAUGGCUUUUUGUAGAAACGCCAGAGAAAUGACCAGUCACAGAGAAAAAGACUCCCCUUCUCCGGAAUCAUUCCAUAUGCUCAGGCCCCCAAAGGGAGUCUUCAUGUACAUAACAAACCGUCACGAAUUCGGGAGGCUCAUUUCCACAGCCAAUUAUAACAUUUCUCAUUAUAACAAUGACUUGUGGCAGAUAUUUGAAAACCCUGUGGACUGGAGAGAGAAGUACAUCCACCAAAACUACACUCAAAUUUUUACUGAGAACUACUUGGAGGAGCCUUGUCCAGAUGUGUUCUGGUUCCCAGUCUUCUCAGUGAAGGCCUGUGAUGAACUAGUUGAGGAGAUGGAGCACUAUGGUUCAUGGUCUGGAGGCAAACAUCAGGACCAGCGGAUCGCCGGCGGCUAUGAGACCGUGCCGACAGACGACAUUCAUAUGAAGCAAAUCGGCUAUGACAAAGAAUGGCUUCACUUCAUCCGAGAGUUCAUAUCACCCAUCACGUUAAAAGUUUUCUCUGGCUACUUCACCAAGGGUUACGCCCUAAUGAACUUUGUGGUAAAAUACACGCCUGAGAGACAAGCGUACUUGAGGCCCCAUCAUGACUCCUCCACCUUCACCAUCAACAUCGCUCUCAAUAACAAAGACACAGACUUUCAGGGUGGGGGUUGUCGUUUCCAUAGGUACAACUGCUCCAUAGAUUCGCCAAGGAAAGGCUGGAGCUUCAUGCAUCCAGGGCGACUGACUCACCUCCACGAAGGCCUGCCCACCACCAACGGCACCCGCUACAUUGCAGUGUCCUUCAUUGACCCUUGAACCAUCUAAUUAUGCUGUAAAUUACUCUUUUGACCUUGCUUUGCUUUUUUCCCCCUCCAGUCAAGUUUGUUUUGUUUUGUCAUGUGAUGUUUUGUGCCCCCAUAUGUUUUGCUGAUGCAAUUCGAUUUCAAAGCAAAAGCUUUAAAAGGAUAAAUAAUUGCAUUAAAGGAAUCUCUGUUAAACAGAGUGGAGAAGAAAUGGACAAAAGUUCACUCUUAAGAUACACAAAUACAGAAAAAUAUGUUAGCAGGGUACACAAUUGGGCCACACUCCCAUCCUACCUGGAAUUAUUAGUACUGUAACUUGUCAUGAUUUCCACACUACUGAUUUUACGUUGUCAUGGUAACCUUCAUUAAAACACACUGGUAGUUUUGCUGGCAGUUAGCCGUUAAUUGCUAGCAUGCAGAUGGCUGUUGUGUAUUUAUGUGUGUUUCAGGUUAAAUGUCACUGAG